AUGACGACGCGCAGACGCGAAAAACAACAUAGACGCUCACACAAUGAGAGCCCGGGGCCAAAAAACAACCGGCCCGACUCUUUGUCCGUGGUCUGUCACAGGCCUGUUGUGACGCUGCCGGCCACUGAAAGCGGGUCACAAACAGUGCCAGCUCUGUCUCUGGCUGCUACGAUGCCUCUACUGGAAGAAAGCUCUCUGCCCAGGGACUGCCCCCCCACUGUGCCAGUAGUCAUUAUCGGUAACGGCCCCUCGGGUAUCUGCCUGUCCUACCUGCUGAGUGGAUACACCCCCUACCUGGACCCGGCCACGGUGCACCCAAACCCGGUGUUGUAUCGCAAGCUGCAGGAGAGCAAGCACCUGCCUAUCACCGAGCAGGACCUGGAGCUCCUGUGUGAGGGCCUGGAGGGCCGCUCGGCCAACCCCGUGGCGGUGCUGUUUGACACUCUGCUGCACCCCAACGCAGACAUGGGCUUCGAGCUGCCCCCCGUGCUGCAGUGGAGGCUGGAGCCUCAGCGCCACAUCCCCCACCUGGUGCUGGGCAAGGCCACUCCGGGGGGAGCCUGGCACGCCAUGGAGGGCUCCAUGCUGACCAUCAGUCUGGGCAUCUGGAUGGAGCUGCCAGGGGUCAACUACAGGGACAUGUGCCCCAUCAAACGCAGGGGGGUGGCCAGUGACCGUGCGUCACCAGAGGAGAUCUCCUCAUACUACAAGAACUACGUGAAGCUGAUGGGUCUGCAGAAGAAUUUUGUGGACAACACCUACGUCACCUCUGUGCAGAGACUCCACCGUGCUCGCCACGGGGACGAUCUGACCAACGGCCACGCCAGGGACGGUGACCUGGUGAACGGCGUGAAGCGUAGCGCCAUGGGCAACGGCGUGGAGAGCAACGGCAGCAGCGACGGCGAGGAGAAGAUGGCCGACGAGGUGGACCAGGGGAAAAAGAUGGUCAACGGCGGGGGCAGCGGCAUCGGGGUCUCCCCCGGGCUGGCGCAGGGGCUGUGGGAGGUCCGGGGCUACCAGCGCGUCCAAGACGACACCCACGUCCCCUUCAGCCUGUUCGCCGAAAACGUGGUGUUGGCCACGGGGGCGUCCGACUCGCCGGCACGGCUGGGCGUGGAGGGCGAGGAGCUCCCCUUCGUCUUCCACAGCGUGCGCGACCUCGGCGUGGCCCUGGGCGCUGGCGCCGCGCCCUCUGAGCCGGUGCUGGUGGUGGGCGCGGGGCUGAGCGCGGCCGACGCCGUCCUGUGCGCCCGCAACCACGGCAUCCCCGUGGUGCACGCCUUCCGCCAGCGUGCCGACGACCCGCAGCUCAUCUUCAAGCAGCUGCCCAAGACCCUCUACCCCGAGUACCACCGCGUCUACCACAUGAUGUGCUCCCAGAGCCACCAGGCUCCAGGUGGGGGCUCCACGGCCUCAGCCCCCGCUCCCGGCCCGGCCUCCCCCACCAACGGGGCCUCAGCCUCAGCCUCAGCCCCAGCCGCGGCCCCGAAGCCCGGCUACGUCAGCUUCCCCGAGCACUCCGUGGUCUCCUUCCAGCCGGACAUGUGCUGCGUGCUUCAGGGUCCCGGCGGCUCGCUCCGCGCCCUCAAGGUCUCCAUGGCGCUGGUGCUGAUCGGCUCGCACCCGAACCUGUUUUUCCUCAAGGAGCAGGGCCGCUACCUGGGCCUAGACCCCAGCCGGCCCGUCUCGUGCAAGCGCAACCCGCUGGACAUCCACCCGUACACGUUCGAGUGCUGCGCCGAGCCGGGCCUGUUCGCCAUGGGCCCGCUGGUGGGCGACAACUUUGUGCGCUUCCUCAAGGGCGGCGCUCUGGGCAUCGCCAGCUGCCUGCUGAAGAGACUCAAGGAGAAGAAGAAGAGGGGCAAGCUCAUCGCCAACGGGAGCAUGGGGAGAGGGGAGAGCAGAGACCUGGGAGGGGGAGAUGGAGGGUUCCUCUGA
Messenger RNA from Sardina pilchardus (European sardine), 1938 nucleotides. RefSeq names its product oxidative stress induced growth inhibitor family member 2 (gene osgin2). The record is from RefSeq and is a predicted model, not a curated record. Gene Ontology annotation, biological process: negative regulation of cell growth. Gene Ontology annotation, molecular function: growth factor activity. Lineage: Eukaryota; Metazoa; Chordata; Actinopteri; Clupeiformes; Clupeidae. The transcript has 6 exons. Bases 1 to 1938 code for a protein of 645 amino acids.